This is a messenger RNA of Pseudonaja textilis, 786 nucleotides long. The record is from RefSeq and is a predicted model, not a curated record. Lineage: Eukaryota; Metazoa; Chordata; Lepidosauria; Squamata; Elapidae.
AUGGGUGGAGAUUACAAACUGGAAGAGGCACACCAGAAGUGCCCACCAUGGUGGUAUAAAUCUGCCCACGCUAUGUUAAUAUGGAACUGUUGCCCGCUUUGGGUGAAGCUAAAACACAUUGUUAAGCUCAUUGUCAUGGACCCUUUUGUUGAUUUGGGGAUCACCAUCUGCAUCGUCCUCAAUACUGUCUUCAUGGCCAUGGAACACUACCCAAUGACCGAAGAGUUCAACAAUGUAUUGAAUGUGGGCAAUCUGGUAUUCACAGGAAUAUUCACAGCUGAGAUGGUGCUUAAAUUGAUUGCUCUAGAUCCUUAUGAAUACUUCCAGCAAGGAUGGAACAUCUUUGACAGCAUUAUUGUUACUCUCAGCUUAGUAGAGCUUGGUCUUGCCAAUGUUCAAGGUCUGUCUGUACUACGAUCCUUCCGUCUGAUGAGAGUUUUCAAGCUUGCCAACUCUUGGCCAACUCUCAAUAUGCUAAUCAAGAUCAUUGGGAACUCAGUAGGUGCCUUGGGAAACCUCACUCUAGUCCUGGCCAUCAUAGUUUUCAUCUUUGCUCUGGUGGGCAUGCAGCUAUUUGGGAAGAGCUACAAAGAGUGUGUCUGUAAAAUUUCCAGUGACUGUACGCUGCCACGCUGGCACAUGCACGACUUCUUUCACGCCUUUCUUAUUGUCUUCCGCAUCCUCUGUGGAGAAUGGAUUGAGACCAUGUGGGAUUGUAUGGAAGUGGCUGGACAGCCCAUGUGUCUCAUUGUCUUUCUAAUGGUCAUGGUCAUCGGGAAUUUAGUG